AUGGCAGUUCCACCUGAAUAUGGUAUUUCCGCCCAUCAUACCGAACCGAAGGAAGAAGAAAAGUUUUACCCAGCUCAAGUAAAAAGAAUAGUGAAUGAUAUUUUGCAAGAUAAGCUUGAGGGGAGAGUAUAUAAUGAUGCCACUGCUCAACAGCUAGCUCUUGAAAUAAGUAACAUAGUUAAGAUUAGAUGCAAAAAUUUGAGAAUGCCGAGGUAUAAAUUAAUUGUACAGACUUUUAUUGGGGAGAACUUAGGACAAGGGCUGAGAGUAGCGUCAAAGUGCUUAUGGAAUGCAAAGCUCGAUAACUAUGCAUCUCAUUCUUACCAAUCUGGGAAUAUCUUUGCAGUCGUUAUUGUUUUUGGAUCAUAUUUUGAAUAA
Molecule: messenger RNA, 378 nt
Organism: Blepharisma stoltei
Lineage: Eukaryota; Ciliophora; Heterotrichea; Heterotrichida; Blepharismidae
Source: the annotation of a GenBank genome assembly